AUGGGCAGUAAUAGCAUAGCUAUAUCACAGCAAAUGUAUUUUAGCACACAUAAUGCUUUACGGAUAAAUGAGGAAAAUGAUGUAAUAAGUACUUUGUUUUAUGAAAUAAAUGGGCACCGGCAUAUAAGCCUAUUAAUAUUUCCUUUUUAUGAUGUACAGAUGUUAAAAAGAUUACUUAUAAAAAAACUUGAUUUACCAGAUAUAAAAGUAAAUGAUAUAUUAAUAUUUUAUAAAGGAAUUAAAUUACCAAACUAUAGAAUAAUAAGCACUUAUUUAGAUAAUAGUAAUAGAGUAGAUAAUGUAAAAAAAAAAAAAAAAAAAAAAGUAAAUAAAUUAUAUUGGGCUAUAAAAGAUCCUAACCCCAACGCAUCUAUAAGAGUGAUAGAUAAUAAAAGUUAUCCUCCAUUUUUUGAAAAUAUUCUAAAUGAUAUUAAAUUAGCCUUUAAAAAAAAUAUAGCUCCAAAAUUAACAAUGGAUGGAACAGGGGGAACAUAUUUAUUAUUUAACAGUAAAAAAAAAGUUUGUUCUGUUUUUAAGCCAGCAGAUGAAGAAGCGUUUUCUCCAUUUAAUCCACGAGGCUAUGAAGGAAAAAUAUACCAAGAGGGUUUUAGAGCAGGUGUUUUAUCGGGUGAAGGGGCAAGUAGAGAAAUAGCAGCUUAUAUACUUGAUAAUACAUAUAAUAAUUUUAGUAAUGUUCCAUGUACAAUUAUGGUAGAAGCUUGUAAUCCUCAUUUUAAUAAUAAAAGUAAUCUUAAAUAUAUAUAUAAUGAAAAUACUUUAAAAUGGAAAUGUGGUUCCUUACAAGAAUUUAUCGAUUCAAGAGAGAGUGUUGGAAAUUAUGAUCAUAAACAAUUUAGUAUUAGAGAUAUUCAUAAAAUUGGUAUUUUAGAUAUACGAGUAAUGAAUUUAGAUCGAAAUGAUGGAAAUAUAUUAGUAUCCCCAUUAAAAAGUUUAAAAGAUUGUUGUAAUCAAUUUCUUUAUCGGAAUAAUAAAAGUUUUAGCACUAAUGAUGAAGAUAUUCUCAAACGAAUAAUAACAAUAGAUCAAAAGCCGUCGAGGUAUAGUUUAAUCCCAAUUGAUCAUGGUUUAAUAAUGCCGCAUAUUAUGGAUGUUGCAGAAAUUGAUUUAGUAUGGUUUGACUGGCCUCAAACAAAGAUUCCGUUUGACAAUGAAGUACUUGAAGUAAUUUUCGCAUUCGAUCCUGAUAAAGAUGCUGAUAAAAUAAGAAACAAAUUAUUAAUCAGAGAAGAUUGUAUACGAACUAUGCGAGUAUGUACACGGUUACUUCAAAUUGGAGCUUGGAUGCAUCUAAAUUUACACGAAAUUGCCAAAAUAAGUACUAGAAAAAAUAUCGAUGAAGAAUCUAUACUCGAACGUUUGGUUCGAGAUUCAAUAAUCCAGGCAUAUCAAAUGAUGGACUAUACUUCUUUAAUGAGUACAAACAGAUUAGGAUAUAUUCUCGAUUUGGCUGAAAUAAAAAUAAAUAAAAAAAAAAAAAACAAUAAAAAUAAAACAAUGGAAUUAAUAGAUAGUAACAAAACAAAAGAUGAUAAUUCAAAUGAUAUUAAAAAAAAUAAUAUUCAUCAAAAAGAAGAAAACUAUGAAACAAAUAAUAAUACCACUUAUGCUAAAAGUAAAUCGUUAGAUAUAAAAAAAAUAGAAAAUUCAUUUACCAUUGUUAGUUUUAAAGAUAUAAAGGAAAAUAAAUCUUCUUCUAGUUUUACACUAAUAAAUAAUUGUACUAGUGAAAAUGUAAACAAUUCAUAUGAAGGAAAACUAGAAUCAUAUAAUACAAAUAUGAAUGAGCAAAAGGAAGGAGAAUGUAAUAGCACAUAUAAAACAUUGAUACAACAUCAAAGUGAUAAUAAAGAAAGUGAUAUUAAAGAAAGUAAUAAUAAAGAAAAUUAUAAUAAAGAAAAUUAUAAUAAAGAAAGUGAUAGUAAAGAAAGUAAUAAUAAAGAAAGUUAUAAUAAAGAAAGUAAUAAUAAAUUUUUAUAUACAAAAAUUAACAAUAUAUCAAAUAAAGAAAAGAUAGGAGGAUACUAUUCGUUGUCUAAAGAUAACAGCAUAGAAAUACGAACUGAUAACAUAAAUGAUCAAAAUAAAGAAAAAAAUAUAUCUGAAACCAACUCUUUUAGCAAUAAAAGUGAAUAUACAUUUGUAACGGCAACUUCUAAUUCAAAGAAAGACGAUGACAUUCAUAAAACUUCUAAUGAUGCCGAACAAAACAGUGAUGGAAGUAAAAAUUUGGGAGGAUCGAGUGAAAAUUGUGUAGGAAAUAUGGAUGAAGAAAAUGGUGCUAAAGUUGAGAAAAAAGUGAAAAAAAAAAAAAAAAAAAAAAAAAAAAUAAAAAGUGAUGAAAAAAUGGAAAAUUAUCAAUCUGAUAAAAAGGAAGAACCAUUUAAUAUUAGUGAUGGUAAUGCAGAAAAUGAUAAAAUUUCAAGUCAUUCACAAAAUAGGGACAAAAAUGAAGGUGAGCAAAUUUCGCUGCUAAGAAAAAACGAAAACAAACAGGAAAUCGACCAAGAUAAUGUAAAGCAAAAUCAACAAAACUUAAAUUCUUACGAAGAGGAUAAGGAGGAAGAAGAAGAAGAGGAAGAGGAGGAAGAAGAAGAAGAGGAAGAGGAGGAAGAAGAUGACGAAAAUUAUGUACGUUUUAAAAAAACAACAGGCACAAUGAAAAGAAUAAGUGAAAAUACAGGAACCGCUUAUCGAAAUAUUGAAAUGAAUAAAAUAAAUUCAGUUUGGAUGAUUAAAGAUAAAAAUAAUAAAACUAUAAACGUUAAAUGGGAAAAUAAAAUUUUUGAAAAACUUUUUUUUGAAACUUUUGAAAAUUAUGUAAAAAAAUAUAUAAAUGAUUAUCAUCCAAAUUGGAGAGAAUAUCCAUAUAACGGAUCAAAAAUUAUCACUACAAAACAUUCAUACUUAAAUAGUGUUAAAUAA
Molecule: messenger RNA, 2943 nt
Organism: Plasmodium berghei ANKA
Lineage: Eukaryota; Apicomplexa; Aconoidasida; Haemosporida; Plasmodiidae
Product: phosphatidylinositol 3- and 4-kinase, putative
Exons: 4
Coding region: 1-2943 (980 amino acids)
Source: RefSeq, a predicted model, not a curated record